Messenger RNA from Oppiella nova, 738 nucleotides. The record is from the annotation of a GenBank genome assembly. Lineage: Eukaryota; Metazoa; Arthropoda; Arachnida; Sarcoptiformes; Oppiidae.
AUGGCCUUAUGUUAUGCCCAGAACAACAUCGAUACGGCGGCGCUUCAACGGUUUGGGUCAUACGUAAAGCCUGACCCCAUCGCCCGGAAAAGGGAUAACGGUAUGGCCGACAACGUGAGGGCGGCGGCCGAGGCUCAUGACCGCAAGUUCUACAUCAUGUGGGAUAUCACCGGAUGGACUAAAUUCGCCGCCGAACUCAUCGAGGACUACGACAACAACAUCAAGCGUCUGACGACAAGUAAGGCCUACGCCCACCAGAACGGCAAACCCGUGGUCUGCAUCUGGGGCUUCGGGUUUGCUAACCGUCCGCAGGACACAAAGGGUGCGCUCGAUGUCAUCGAGCAACUCAAGCAAAGGGGUGUUUACGUGGCGGGCGGUGUGCAGACCCAGUGGCGCACCGACACCACCGCCUGGAAGGACGUCUACCUAAAGCUCGAUAUGUUGCAGCCCUGGGCGGUCGGCCGCUUUGGGGGCGUCAAAGGGGCCGAGGGUCAUAAAAAGGUGUUGGAGGCCGACCACAACACACUGAAGCAGCUUAACAUUGAUUUUCAGCCGGUUCUAUUUCCGGGUUUCUCGUGGGCUAACUGGGAGCCAAAAGCUAUACAAAACCAUAUCCCGCGUGAGCAUGGUGACUUCAUGUGGCGUCAGUUCGUGAACGUGCGAGAGCUGGACAUCCCGUCGUGUUAUGUGGCGAUGUUUGACGAGUACGACGAGGGGACGGCCAUCGCAAAGGCGGCC